GGUGACGGGAGCGGUGUGGCGGCCUGAGUGCUGAGUGGAGUUGAGAUUGGUUCUGGCUGGGUGAAGAAAACUGUAAAGGAUAUGUCAGAGAAUCAACCAGAACUACAUCUAGAUAUUACUACAGAUAUGGAAGUUGUUAUAGAUACUGAGGAAGAACUUUUUAAACAGUGUGAAAAAAUGUGGGAAGACAUGGAAGAUUGCCAGAAUAAAUUGUCACUCAUUGGAACUGAGACACUCACUAGCUCAAAUGCUCAGCUCUCAUUACUUUCUAUGCAAAUCAAAUGUCUGACUGGUGAACUUGAUCACUGGAACAAAAGAACACCCGAAAUAACUCCCCUGACUGAAGAUGUUUUGAUAACAUUAGGAAAAGAAGAGUUCCAAGAAUUGAGAUGUAAUCUUGAAAUGGUAGUAUCUACUAUUCAAUCAAAGAAUGAAAAGUUAAAGGAAGACUUAGAAAGGGAGCAACAGUGGUUGGAUGAACAACAACAGAUUCUGGAAUCUCUUAAUGUAUUGCACAGUGAUUUGAAAAACCGCGAUGUGACAUUUUCUGUAUCAAGCAUCCUUAAAGAGCUGAAAGCUAAGAUGCUUAGUAUAAAAGAUUUUAAGGAGAAACUUCUGUUUACCUUGGGUGAGUUUUUAGAAGAUCAUUUUCCUCUGCCUGAUGGGACUAGUAAAAAGAAAAAGAAAUGCAUGCAAACAUCAAAUGCACAACUGAUAACACUGCAUGAAAUAAUAGAGAUGCUUAUAAAUAGAAUGUUUGAUGCUCCACAUGAUCCAUAUGUUAAAAUUAGUGAUUCAUUUUGGCCACCAUAUAUUGAGCUGCUUCUGCGUAAUGGAAUUGCUUUGAGACAUCCAGAAGAUCCAACACAAAUAAGAUUGGAAGCCUUCCAUCAGUAAAAUGAUGGUCUGUUUUCACAGAGUAUGGAUUUUUGUCAUCCACGGAUAAAGCAAACACAGGACUAUUUAAAUAAAGAAUAUUAUUUGCAAAUCAAAGCCACAGUCCAUCUUCCUUUUAUAUUUAGAAAUAGGGACUCGUGUAUCACAACUGGCAUUGGGCUUGUUGAGGACUGACUGCGAUUAUAAGCCUUCACUACCUUCUUUGUUUUGUGAAAUCACUUAUACUGCUUUUGUACAUGCCUUUUCAGUUCACUCAAUAUGUUGAAAUUUUAAACUGUGUGUUAGAAUAUAAGUAAAAACAUUCUAGACUUUUGAAGCAUUUAAUGUUCCUUAUCUCCUUCAAUAUUCUUUGGGAAAUUCUUAUGGAUGUGUGAUUUUGAAAUAACAACAUAAAUAUCUGAAGAA
Messenger RNA from Microtus oregoni (creeping vole), 1302 nucleotides. Its product is annotated as centromere protein K-like. Gene Ontology annotation, biological process: mitotic sister chromatid segregation; kinetochore assembly. Gene Ontology annotation, cellular component: nucleus. The coding region runs from base 82 to 897 and encodes 271 amino acids. The transcript has a single exon. The record is from RefSeq and is a predicted model, not a curated record. Lineage: Eukaryota; Metazoa; Chordata; Mammalia; Rodentia; Cricetidae.